GGGCAUCACAAAAGAAUGCUAAACCGCAGCCUACCAGAACUCCUCUUCAUAAGAACCUGCAUAACAUCCUUACGAUCCAUCCCCCCGCUCAGCACGCUCUACACUCUCUCCCGAUUCACCAUUCUACCAUCCAACCUCCGUUUGCCAAUAGCGCUAGAAGUAUACCUAUUUUCGGAAGCACUAUUCUUCACUGUGGUGUACAUUCCUCGAAAACUGAUCUUACAAAAGGUUACCCCCGCACCUCUAUUCCCUGUGCGAAGGAAGAAAAGAAGGAUGGGGAACUAACGGGAAAUGAUACUAUAACAGCCAGCACAACACCCUCCGCCCUCCCCGCGCUCCGGCCGACAGGCUCUAUUCGAGAAAUGCAUUGACGAGACCCCGGAUGUGGGUGCCUACCUCUCUGGUUGGUUCCAUGGCGCCGCCGUGAAAACGAUCAAGCGGGAGAACGUGAGGGAAUUUCUCUCCUGGGCCUUCUUAAACAGGCCGCGGGGCGGAGGGGCGGAAGAGUUCGCCGAGUUGGAGGAGUACAUCUGUCUGCUCGAAAACAGGCUCGGAGGAGGGUUCGAGAAGGGAUACGAUAGGGAGGUAAAGUGCGUCAGGCCAACGGUUGAUGAGGUGGUCAUGGAGUACAGGAGUUUGCUCUGGUAUUUUGUCGGUAUUCUCAUCCGUUGCAGGGGGCGGUGGUGGCGGCUGCUGACGGACGGAUGGACAUGAUAGAUCGUCUACAUCGUGGAUUUGGCAACCUUCAUACGCUUCCGCCUCCACUCAUUCAGCCACUUCGCCCCAGGAGCCUGGCUCCGCAUCCUCCCACCACGCCCACACACAACCUUCUCCUCCCUCUCACCCACGCGUCACAUCUCGUACUGGCAGCGUCCGCAUAACCACCCUACCAAGCUCCCUAUCGUCUUCCUCCAUGGUAUCGGCAUCGGACUACACCCUUACAUAUCCUUCCUCCACGACCUCGCGGACCUAGACCCAACAGUCGGCAUUCUAGUCUUGGAAUUGAUGCCGAUGAGCUUUCGCUUAUCCCACACUCCACUGUCCAGGUCUGCCUUCACGGAGGAGUUUACAGCCAUCCUAACACAGCACGACAUCCAAAACCUCGUGCUGAUCUCGCAUUCCUACGGAACCGUGCUAUCCACCUGGCUACUGCAUUCCGAACACUUAUCCCCAAGAAUCUCAUCCCUAGUGCUUAUAGACCCGGUGGCCAUCUUACUCCACCACCCCUCCGUAGCAUACAACUUUGUCCACCGCGCCCCAAGCACGGCGAACGAAUGGCAACUACAAUACUUCGCCUCCAGGGACCCGGACGUGGCGCAUUCAGUCUCCCGCCACUUCUUCUGGGCGGAGAACAUCCUCUGGAAGGAAGAGCUCACCGGGAGGAAAGUUGGCGUGGUGAUCAGCGGGAGCGACCUGAUUGCCGAUGCGCCCGAGUGCUGGAGGUACCUCACGGGCCGAGAUGCGCCGAAAAGCGAGAGCGGAAAUGUGGUCUGGACCGGCGAGACGGGGGAUUUGACCGUGAUUUGGUGCGAAGGGGUGGACCACGCGCAGGUUUUCGAUACGCAGGCGAGGAGGAGGGUUGUUGUCGCCCUUGCUGAGUUUCUCGGGGACGAAUAGGGGGGGGGGGGUAUUGUAUGAUGUCACCGCGAUGCGGAGACCCUUUGUAGAAACCCAAUUCUACCCUAAUUACCCGAGUACUAUUGAUUUCGGCUUCGAGUAUCAUAACCGAAGGACAUUAAUACACUCCGCGAGUAAAUCUCUAUAACCUACAACCCGUCUACCCCAUCUUUGGCAAUAACACCCGAGAAAGAUACUCCACAAACAAGCACUCAGAGUAUAAACCCCUAUCACACGUAUGAUACCCCAAAUACAAAUACAGUACCGUACAUACAACCCCACAAAUUGACAAAGCCGUUCCAAUACCAUCCCAUCACCAAGAGAGAAACUCUAUCCAUCCAUCUUCAAGCGGGGCGCAGGACAAGAUUCUAUAUGGUAAGAUAUGCCGUAUGAUACACCACAGUAUAAUACAAGCACCCCCUCCAUCAACAUCAUACUGCCAUAUAUAUAUACAACAGAUCUCUAGCCAGACCACAAGGAAGUACCGAUUACCCAUUUCUCUUUCUUUCUU
Molecule: messenger RNA, 2128 nt
Organism: Tuber aestivum (summer truffle)
Lineage: Eukaryota; Fungi; Ascomycota; Pezizomycetes; Pezizales; Tuberaceae
Source: the annotation of a GenBank genome assembly